AUGGCUCGCCUCAGCUCCAUACUAGCCUCUGCGCUAUUGCUCGUCCAGGCCGUCCAGGCUGGCGCUUCCAAGUGCCCUUCGGGCCUCGUCCCCCGCGAAUGGGAGGGCAGGCAGUACGGCUGCAAGUGCUACGUCGGCGACUCGUGCUGGCCCAAGGCCAAGGCCUGGAACCAGCUCAAGACGACCGUCGAAGGCAACCUCCAGGUCCACGUCCCUCCCGAGGCGGCGUGCCACAACACCUUUGAGGGACCCCUCGGCACGCUCAACACCUUUGACGCGGAUAAGUGCGCCGAGGUCACCGCCAACUACGGCGACGAGCAGUGGUCUACCGACCAGCCCGCUCUGAACCUUUGGAAGUACUUCACCAACAACACUUGCACCGUCACGGAAAACCCUAGCGAGCCCUGCACCCUGGGGUACUAUGGCGUGUACGUGAUCACGGCCAAGAAGCACGCCCACAUCAAGGCCGGCGUUGACUUUGCUCGCACCCACAACCUCCGCCUCAUCAUCCGCAACACCGGCCAUGAUUUCAUUGGUCGCAGCACCGGUUGGGGCGCCCUCAUCAUCAACACGCACAGCUUCCAGGAUAUCGACAUCAUCACCAGCUUCAGCGGCCCCGGCAACUAUGACGGCCCCGCUGUCAAGAUUGGUGCCGGUGUCCAGGGUCGUCAGCUCGUCCGCACCGUUGCCGCCCAAGGCCUCGCUGUCGUUACUGGUGAAUGCCCUACCGUCGGAAUCACUGGUGGACUUAUCGGAGGUGGUGGCCACGGGCCCCUCACCACUCUCUACGGCAUGGCUGCUGACCAGGUCCUCGAGUUCGACAUCCUGACCGUCAACGGCGAGUACAAGACCGUCAAUGCCGACAACGAGCCCGAGCUCUUCUGGGCCCUCAAGGGUGGCGGCCCCUCGACCUACGCCGUCGUCCUCUCCGCCACCAUUCGCGCUUUCCCCGAGCUCAUCGCCUCGGGUGCCGAUCUCUUCAUCAACACCACCGUCAUCAGCGACGAGGCCGUUUUCUGGGAGGGUGUGCGCAUUUUCCACAAGUGGAGCAACCACUUCGUCGAUAGCGGCCUCUACGCCUACUUUGAGAUCUUCCCCGGCACUUUCCGCACCAAGCCCUUCGUCGCCAUCAACCAGACCGUCGACCAGCUCGAGGCCAUCCUCGCCCCCAUGAUCGCCGAGCUCGAGGAGGCCGCGAUUCCUCACGAGGUCCAGCUCCGUCAGUAUGAGACUUUCCACGACCUCUACAUUGACCGCUUCGAGGACGAGGGAGCCGGCGCCUUCGCCCUCACUGGCGGCUGGCUCUUCACCCACAAGGACGUAGAGGACCACAACGACGCCAUCGUCGAGGCCUUCCAGACCGUCAUCAGCCCCCGCCCCGACCUCGUGUACCAGGGCGGCAUCAUCGGCCACCUCUUCGACGCCGGCCACAACCACCCCGUCCCCAACUCGGCUACCCACCCUCUCUGGAGGAAGGGCACCGAUUUCACCAUCGCUAUCCUUUCCGUGCCCCAGGGCGCUUCCCUCGAGGUGAAGGCCGACCUUCAGGACGUCCUCACCAACGUCCAGGAUGCCGCCCUUCGCGCUGCGGGCCCGAACGGCUUCACCUACGUCAACGAGGCUGACCCCUUCCAGCCCAACUGGCAGGAUCACUUCUGGGGCGACAUCUACCCCGAGCUCCGUGCCCUGAAGAAGAAGUGGGAUCCCCGUGGUGUUCUCUACGCCGUGUCCACCCCGGAACCGAGGAGUGGGAGGUCAUCGAGUACGGCACGCGCCUUUGCAUGCGCAUUGAUUAAAAACAAAAGUUAUACAUAA
Molecule: messenger RNA, 1815 nt
Organism: Parascedosporium putredinis
Lineage: Eukaryota; Fungi; Ascomycota; Sordariomycetes; Microascales; Microascaceae
Source: the annotation of a GenBank genome assembly